CAUGAUAGCUGAUAAUAGAAUAUCGUCCGUCCCGGACUACGUGUGAUAACAGUUGUAUGCGCCCGUCGUGGUUACCGGUUUUACUGUUCCAUGAAAUGCGAGGAAAUUUGUUUGCACGUUCGUAAUUCGCCGCCGUCCGGGUCCGGGAUAUGAUCCGACUUCCGUGUCGAUACUCCGAGUUUUGACGACAGUCCUGACCUGUCAUCGCCGAUCCGUCGCAACACGCAACGGCACAGGUGUGUUUGAAUGCCGGCCAGAGUCAAUGUGCGCCUGGGCUAUGCAGUCGAGCCGUCACAUCGCAUCCAAAUAUUUUAUUCAGUCAAAUUGACAAUAUGUCAAACACAGAAAAGUAUAUGAUAAAAAACCCAAGUAAUAACUCUCAAAUUAUUCGUUUACCAACUAGAAAACGUGUAUAUGGUGGCUAUAGAAAACCAGAAGUGAAAGAUCUUAUUGAAAAACAACAGAAGCCAAUGAGAAAAAUUAUUAGAAUGAGUGAUUUAAAAGAAAACAAUACUGAAAUCAUCACUGUUUCUCCUGAGUUCUUAGAUGACAGUUCAUCAGAAAUAAAAGAUGAACUUAUGUCAGAUUCAAGUUAUGAUGAUUUGGAAGUAAAUUGUGAAUACCAAGAUGAUCCAGAGGUUAUUGUUGUCUGUGGUGAUGAUUUAGAUCAAUCUAGUGGUAGCGAUUUAGAAUUCAUAGAAGACAUGAGACAUGAAGAACCCAGUAAAAGUAAAUUUCAUAAUGAUGUCAAUUCUUCCGAUGUUGUUGUGAGAACAGACAUUUUAAAUGAUUUAUUAGAAGGACGUAUGACCAAAACUACUAAAAAACUUCUAGAUUCUACCAAGAUUUCUUAUUUACCCAUGCAACUAACUCCAAAUGAAUUUCGUUCAACAUACACUAACGAAAAAAGCCCAUUUAAAGUUAGGCCUAUAAAAGCUAACAAAGGCUUGAGACAUUUCUCCAAAAGGGUGUGUGAUAAAGUCAAGACUAAAAUGGUUACCACAUAUAAAGAAGUAGCCGAUGAAUUAGUUGCUGAAUGUGUUGGCAAUAGAGAUAGCCCAACUUUUUUAUAUGAUCAAAAAAAUAUUAGACGCAGAGUAUAUGAUGCCUUGAAUGUAUUGAUGGCUUUAGAUAUAAUUGCUAAGAAUAAAAAAGAUAUAACCUGGAAAGGGUUACCAACUGGAUCCAUACAAAACAGUGUAUAUCUUGUUCAAGAAAAAGAAAACCGCCUUAAUAGUGUAAAAAGAAAACUUUUAGCUCUUCAAGAGAUCAUUAUGCAAGAAGUAGCUAUUAAACGUUUAGUAAAACGUAAUCAGGAUGUGGAAAAUGAAUUUGGUCCUCCACCUCAUAACACAUUUGUCAAUCUACCUUUUAUGGCUAUUAGUGCAAAUGAAGAUACAUCUGUUGAAAUAGAAAUAUCAGAAGACCAAAAACAAUAUGAAAUGAGUUUCAAUGAUAAAUUCAGUAUGGUUGAUGACACUGAAAUUUUAAAAACUAUGGGUUUUACUUUAGGAUUGGAUCGUGGUGAAGUGAGCAAUGAAGACUUAAAGAUUUUGAAAACAUUAGUACCCAAAGCUUUUGAGAAACACAUUGUUAUGAUGGCUACUAAAAAUGGUGAAAUGUUUAAUGAUAUCUGUAAGGAAUUUGAUGAGAAAAUGAAGUCUGCUGAAAUUGAACAAUCUUCAUCAAGGCCCAAUAUUAUUAAUAGAAGGAAGAAUAAGAGAUAAAUAAAAACUGUUAGCAAUGUUUUUAUUUUUUGUUUUUUUUGUUAUUAUCAUGACAAUCAUCAAAAUUACUAUGUUAAAUAUGUAUACUUUUUUUUGUAAAUAAUUGAAUGUUAAUUAGUUUUAACUUGUACAGAUUUAACUAUUUUAUAAAUAAUAUAAAUUACAGCAAUGAAGAAUUUGUUUAACUAAUUUUCAUUAUAUUUGACAAGUUGUUUUAUAAUCUGUUUAUAUUGUUUUAACUUUAAAUACUACAUUAAUAUAUUUCUGUAUGAACGAAUAACACUUAAUUUAUUAUGGAAGUUAUGAUUUAAUAAACUAUGACUUGUUAUUAAGUUUUAAUAAGUUUAUAGAUAGGCGUGAAUAUAUUAAUUUUAUAAGUGUUAAAAAAUAUACAUACAAUUUUUUUUAUAAAGAUUUUAAAUUCAAAUUCAAACAAAAUUAAAUUAAAGAUUUAAACAAAGAAUAACAGUUUUAGUUACAUAUUUUGUGUUGUAUCAAAAAUAUUUUCAGUGGGGAUUUAAAACUUACAAAUAUUAUUAAUUGUAAUAUUUUAUAUACACAAGGAAGUUUUUAAAGCAUUUCGAUUAAUUUAGUAUAGUGGCAGUUGUGUUAUAUUUAUGAGGCCUAACAUUAAAAUCUAAAUUUUGUUAACAAACUUAAUUAAAAAAAUGUUGACACCCCCUCAAAAAAAAAAAUCUUACAAGUAAACCGUCACUGAUUUAGUGCUAUUGCCUAUUUUUACCACAAACCUAUUCUAUAAUAACAAUAUAAACAUAUUGUAAUAUAGACUGAUAUAUCUUAAUUUACUCAAAAACCUUUUUUUGUAUACCAUUAUUUAUUAAAUUUAAAUAUAACAAAUAACAGUGAUUUAAUCAAUUAUGACAAAUAUACUGCAUAGCAGAGUAAA
Molecule: messenger RNA, 2634 nt
Organism: Rhopalosiphum padi (bird cherry-oat aphid)
Lineage: Eukaryota; Metazoa; Arthropoda; Insecta; Hemiptera; Aphididae
Product: transcription factor Dp-1-like
Exons: 2
Coding region: 333-1727 (464 amino acids)
Biological process (GO): regulation of transcription by RNA polymerase II; regulation of cell cycle
Cellular component (GO): nucleus; transcription regulator complex
Molecular function (GO): DNA-binding transcription factor activity, RNA polymerase II-specific; RNA polymerase II transcription regulatory region sequence-specific DNA binding
Source: RefSeq, a predicted model, not a curated record